AUGGCACAGAGGGUAGCUGGCGUGGGAGUCGGAGUAUUCCUUCUCUUCUUCUUUCUGGCCCUCUCCGUGCUCAUCUGCCUGCUAGGCUCACGGUCCAAGCUUCGAUGGAUUGUGUUUACGGCAUCCGCUGCCAUGUUCGGCAUUGUGGCGCUGGUGCUGCUGGCCUCGCCAAAGGGCCCGAAGCGAACAAAGCCCCCGGAGGGCUACGACCAGACCAUUGUGCCCCUGGUAGUUGUUAUGGUAAUCCUGGCGAUUGGCGUACUGAUGAGCGCGGUGGGCAUGCUCAUCUUCGCACUGCUGCCGACGGUGUACGCUCGGCCCCUCAGUCACCAUUUGGACGUCCUGAAACACAGGAGCUAG
This is a messenger RNA of Volvox carteri f. nagariensis, 360 nucleotides long. RefSeq lists its product as uncharacterized. Lineage: Eukaryota; Viridiplantae; Chlorophyta; Chlorophyceae; Chlamydomonadales; Volvocaceae. The record is from RefSeq and is a predicted model, not a curated record. The coding region runs from base 1 to 360 and encodes 119 amino acids. The transcript is spliced from 4 exons.